Molecule: messenger RNA, 5114 nt
Organism: Ochotona princeps (American pika)
Lineage: Eukaryota; Metazoa; Chordata; Mammalia; Lagomorpha; Ochotonidae
Gene: KIF14
Product: kinesin family member 14
Exons: 29
Coding region: 105-4949 (1614 amino acids)
Biological process (GO): microtubule-based movement
Molecular function (GO): microtubule binding; ATP binding; microtubule motor activity
Source: RefSeq, a predicted model, not a curated record
ACAGGUAUUUUGGGGAAGUGGUAUAUAAGAAAUGGUUGGAAAUCAAAUGACCAUCCAAAGAAGAGCUUAGGCUCUUCAGGAAUGUUCUUGAACUUACUGUGAAAAUGUCUGCUCAUCCUGGAAAUAGCAGCCAGGUCCUUGAUGUGCCUUGCAGCCUGAGUGCCCUCAGAUAUAAGAAGACGGUGAAGACACACAUGUCAGGGGGUGAACAGGCUGAUCCGUUACUGACGUCUGUGAGUAAAAUCAAAGGCACCGACAGCUCCUACGUUAUUUCUGCCUGUAAAAAGACGGGAGAGAUCCCUGCGAGCCCUAACCCUGCGGGCAAAUGGAUGCUCCAGAGGAGAGCCACGAGGCACAAAGAGUCGUCCUUGCUGGGGAGUGAGUUGGGAGACCCCACAGAACAACCAGGAGGAACACGUCUUUCCCUACAGCGUCGGGCCAAGACAGGCUGUGUUGAAAAGCAGAAGGCCGCGCAGAGCGUGAGAGCUGAAGCUGUGGAGGAUCAUGCUCCCGAGGAAGCAGGGACACACGUGGCGAGUGAGCGUAAUGGUCGGACCCCGCUGGACGUGUGCUCUGUGCCUGCAGCCGAAGGCCUGAAAGACCUCCCAGUGACGGCUCCUGAGACACGCCUGGAGCCGCUUUCCGCCCUUGGAGGGGCGAGUGCAGGUGGCUCCCUGAAGUGCCUGGGUGGUGCAGUACCCACUGCCUCCCUGAGCCAGGGUGAUAUUAGGUCAGGGCCCUCUGCAGUGAAGCCCAUUGAGAGCCAGUUGGGCAGCAGAGCAUGGGCAAGUGCUGGGAAGGACGUUGGGAAAAAUUUAAAUAAAUGUGGAAACUUGGAGAAGAAAACACCUACUAAGUGUUUAGCAGAACAUAACUUGACUCCGAAGUGCAGCACGCCUCGGUUCAAGAGCCCAGCUACAGCGAUGCUCAGGACCAGGGCAGCUGGCCUUCCUGCCAACCCAAGGCCAGGAAGUUCCCUGCUGGGCCGUCAAAGGGCAAGGUCACAGGAAAGCACGCUCCCUCCGGAAGAAGACAGUGCAGUGCAGAAUAUGUGUGAGGAGGCAGACACCUUGAAAGUAGAGAACAGUCAAGUGACAGUGGCAGUCCGCGUGAGACCCUUCAGCAAGAGAGAAAAGAUUGAAAAUGCAUCCCAGGUGGUCUUCCUGAACGGGGAUGAAAUCUGCGUGGAGUACCCUGACAUGAAACAAGCGCACACGUUCACCUAUGCCCUGUCCUUCUGGUCCUUUGACGAAUCUCAUCCGCGCUAUGCCAGCCAGGCUACCGUCUACGAGGUGCUAGCAGCGCCUCUCCUAGAGAGAGCUUUCGAAGGCUACAACACCUGUCUCUUUGCCUACGGUCAGACUGGCUCUGGGAAAUCCUACACGAUGAUGGGAUUUAGUGAAGAGCCAGGAAUAAUCCCAAGAUUUUGUGAAGAUCUUUUUGCUCAAGUAGGCAAAAAACAAACCCAAGAGGUCAGCUAUCACCUGGAGAUGAGCUUCUUUGAAGUAUAUAAUGAAAAAAUUCACGAUCUUCUGGUUGGUAAAGGUGAAAACGGGCAAAGAAAGCAGCCGCUGAGGGUGAGGGAGCAUCCGAUUUCCGGGCCGUACGUGGAAGCGCUGUCAAUGAAUGUUGUUAAUUCUUACUCUGAUAUCAAGAGUUGGCUGGAGCUGGGAAACAAGCAGCGGGCGACGGCCGCCACGGGGAUGAAUGAUAAAAGCUCACGCUCGCAUUCAGUGUUCACCCUGGUGAUGACCCAGACCAAGACAGAGCUUGUAGAGGGGGAGGAGCAUGAGCACAGGAUCACGAGCCGCAUCAACCUCAUCGACCUGGCGGGCAGCGAGCGCUCCGGCGCGGCUCACACCACUGGGGACCGACUCAAGGAAGGCGUGAGUAUUAACAAGUCCUUGCUCACGCUGGGAAAGGUCAUAUCUGCCCUCUCGGAGCAAGCCAACCACAGGAGGCUCUUCAUUCCUUACCGCGAGUCUGUGCUCACGUGGCUACUGAAAGAAAGUCUGGGUGGAAAUUCAAAAACUGCAAUGAUUGCGACAGUCAGUCCUGCUGCUAGCAGCAUAGAAGAAACGUUAAGUACACUGAGAUACGCCAGCCAAGCUCGUCUGAUAGUCAACAUUGCCAAAGUGAAUGAAGACAUGAACGCUAAGUUAAUUAGAGAAUUGAAAGCAGAAAUUGAAAAGCUAAAAGCCGCCCAGAGAAACAGUCGGAACAUUGACCCUGAAAGAUACAGGUCCUGUCGGCAAGAAAUAACAUCCCUGAGAAUGAAGCUGCAUCAGCAGGAGAGAGACAUGGUGGAAAUGCAGAGAGCAUGGAAAGAAAAGUUUGAACAGGCUGAAAAGAGAAAACAUCAAGAAACAAGGGAGUUACAGAAAGCGGGAGUUACGUUUCAAAUGGACAAUCAUUUGCCAAACCUUGUCAAUCUCAAUGAAGACCCACAGCUAUCAGAGAUGCUGCUAUACAUGAUCAAAGAAGGAACAACUACGGUUGGAAAGUAUAAACCCAACUCGAGCCACGAUAUUCAGUUGUCUGGGGUCCUGAUUGCUGACGAUCACUGUACUAUCAAAAAUUUUGCUGGGACAGUGAACAUUAUUCCAGUUGGAGAAGCAAAGACAUACGUAAAUGGAAAACACAUUUUGGAACCCACAGUAUUACAUCAUGGUGAUCGGGUGAUUCUUGGUGGAGAGCAUUAUUUUAGAUUUAAUCAUCCAGUAGAAGUCGAGAAAGGGAGAAGAACCCCUGGCAGAGACACUCUGACAAGUGAGGGGCCAAAGGACUUUGAAUUUGCAAAAAAUGAGUUGCUUGUAGCACAGAGAUCACAACUCGAAGCUGAAAUAAAAGAGGCACAGUUGAAAGCAAAGGAAGAAAUGAUGCAGGGAAUCCAGAUCGCUAAGGAAAUGGCUCAGCGGGAGCUUUCUUCCCAGAAGGCUGCGUAUGAAAGCAAAAUCCAAGCCCUGGAAGCAGAGCUGAAGGAAGAGUCUCAAAGGAAGAAAGUGCAGGAGUUACACACACAGGAGGCCAAUCACAGGAUUGCCGAGCUGGAAGAGAUGAAGCAGCGCCUGGAGCAGGAGGUGCGCGUCCGCUCCCGGCGCCUGGAGAUGGAGGCCCUGGCGGCCAAGCAGGCUCUGGAAGAUCACAGCGUCCGCCACACUCGGAUCCUGGAAGCUUUAGAGAUGGAAAAGCAAAAAAUUGCUAAAGAAGUACAAAUUCUACAGCAGAAUCGGAGUAACAGAGAUAAAACAUUUACAAUCCAGCCGAACUGGAGUUCCUUGAAACUCUCCAUGAUGAUUCAGGAAGCCAAUGCCAUCAGCAGCAAGUUUAAAAAAUGUUACGUUUUUGGCAGACAUGAUGUGUCCAAUAAAGGUCAUGUGGAUACUUCCAUUCGGGUUCAAAACUUAAAACUAGGGAUCUCGACUUUCUGGAGUCUGGAAAAAUUUGAGUCUAAACUUGCAGCAAUGAAGGAACUCUAUGAGAGUAAUGGUAAUAGCAAGGGUGAAGAUAUCUUUUGUGAUCCUGAAGAUGAAUGGGAGCCUGACAUUACAGAUGCACCUGUUUCUUCAUUGUCUCGAAGGAGGAGCAGGAGUUUGAUGAAAAAUAGAAGAAUUUCUGGUUGUUUACAUGACAUUCAAGUCCACCCAGCUCAGAAUUUGCGUUCUUCACAUUCUUCAGGCUUGAUGGAGAAAUCCAGCACCAUUUGUUCCAAGUCUGCAGAAUCAUUUCUUCCUGGAAUUUGUAAGGAUUUGAUUGGUUCAUCACUCGAUCUUCUUGGGAAGAGUUACGAUGAAGAGAAAGCUCUGGCAGAUAAUCUGGUGGAUAAUUUUCUUAUCAUCUAUGAUGGGCUGUUUGCCAUUUCCAAAGCUCAUGAAGAACAAGAUGAAGAAAGUCAAGAUAACUUGUUCUCUUCUGACAGAGCCGUCCAGUCACUUACCAUCCGGAUCGCAUGUGCUUUUGAGCAGCUUGUGGUGCUAAUCAGACACUGGCUCAGUGAGUUUCCACCUUGUGCUAGUAAAGAAAGACUUGAAGAUGAAUUCAGACAAGAAGUUAAAAAACUGGGAGGCUACUUACAGUUAUUUUUGCAGGGAUGCUGUUCUGAUAUUUCAUCAAUGGUAAAAGAGACUCAAAAGAAAGUGAUCCAAAUUGUCCAUCAAGCUGUAAAGUAUGUGGGCCAGUUAGCAGUUCUCAGUGGGAGCAAGCUGUAUUUUCUGGAAAACAUUGACAACAAGGCCACCAAUGUUCAGGAAGAAUUUGUGGAUGCUGUUUGUGAUGGCAUAGGCUUAGGAAUGAAGGGUCUAUUAGAUGCUGGAUGGGCUAAAGCAGAAGAGCUUCAGCAUGAACUCUUAAGGCAAUGCACGCACAAUGAGGCUAGCAGUCAGAUGAAGGAGAAUGCCGUUGGGCUGGUGAGUGCUCUUGAAGACAUCUUUACUGAGUGGAAAAAAGUGCAAGAAGAAGAUUCUGGAUCCCACGAUCCCAGGAAGAUGAUUCAUCUCGCCCCGGAGGUCUUGAAGUUAAUACAUUGCCUAGAGAAAACAAUUCAAAUUAUUAUAUCUGCACUGAAAGGAUGCUACGACGAUGUGAAUGUUGUCAAGAACUGCGUUGGGAGUAUUUGCACAUUGGCCAGGGAGGUUCAUGGCGACCUCAGUGUGCCCUCUACACCUGCGACGUGCUCUGGGGAUGCAGUGCCACACGUCGCCCACAGGAGACUUCAAUCUCUAGCUGAGUCCCUCCUGCAGUGUUUUGGAUCCAAAGAAGGACCCAAGUUACUGGAACCCUGGGAAAGUUAUAAUCAGAAUACUAGAGGAGGAGAAGCCAGAGAACAGCCUGGAUGGAGCAGGACUGAUUGUAGCAGUCGAGGGGUGCCCAAGCGUGUCUAUGAGCUCCAUAGCUUGACCGCAGCUGUGAGCUCAGAGGAGUGCCUGCCCAGCAGGAUUCAGUGGGUGUGAGUGCUGGUAUAGAGGCACUUUAUGACUACCCAUGGGAGGAAUCGAACACUUGGUGUGCAGGAAAGCACAAGAAGAAAUCAGCGUGCAUGCUUCAGAGAAGUCCGUGUCUGAGUGGCCCCGCAGAGGGCGUCGGCAGUGGAAGCCCCGUGGAACCCUGGUUUCCAA